Penaeus vannamei (Pacific white shrimp) is the source of this 858-nucleotide messenger RNA. NCBI's taxonomy places the organism in Eukaryota, Metazoa, Arthropoda, Malacostraca, Decapoda, Penaeidae. The record is from RefSeq and is a predicted model, not a curated record.
AUGGGUCAGGCGCUCUCCAUCUGGUCGAACCCGCUUCCUGUAAUCGAGGUCCCCACUAAUGGAACUUAUGAGUUUACUGAAGGACCUCUUCUUCCUGGCCAGCGCAUCGUAGGAGGCCAUGAGGCAGAUCCGUACAAGUACGGGUACCAGGCUUGUGUUACAGACAAAGCCAACUUCUACUGUGGGGGUUCUAUCAUCAAAGAUAAUAUAGUCCUGACAGCUGCCCACUGCAUGCUGAGUAACAGAUUACUUGUAAUUGUGGGCCAGCACAAUUUACGACAGUAUGAGAGUAGUCGCCAGGAGAUUCGCGUUCUGAGGUCAUACCCCCAUCCGCAUUAUGGAAAACAAGGUGGCGGCAUAUUCGCUGACAUUGUUAUUCUGAAACUGGAAAAGAAGAUAAAAUUUAAUGAUAAAGUUUUCCCUAUCCAAUUGCCGGAUCUUAACGUGGAAACGAAUAUGCCUGUGGUGGUCACUUGGGGAGAACUAGUAAAGUCGAUUGAAAACCCAAAAGCUUCUGGUCUCCAAGUGAUGAAGUCCACCAUACUGCCUUAUUACGAAUGCCUGAAGCACUACGGCUAUGCUGACGUGUUCUGCGCAAUAGCUCCUCGUCAAGACGUAUCCGCCUGCAGCGGCGACUCAGGGGGUCCAGCGAUGAGCGAUGACAUUCUCAUUGGCGUCGUGUCCUUCGCCGUAGAGGAUUGUCCACCGCGUUACUCUCAAGCAUUUAUUAAUCUUUAUUAUCAUAGGGAAUGGCUCAUGGAAACGAUAGAAAAGGCUUUAAUGAAUGAAAUGUUUGAUGUUCGGCCACCUUCCAAGAAGCCUACUACUACUACUACUACUACUACUACUAAGAAAUGA